Molecule: messenger RNA, 963 nt
Organism: Aspergillus piperis CBS 112811
Lineage: Eukaryota; Fungi; Ascomycota; Eurotiomycetes; Eurotiales; Aspergillaceae
Exons: 4
Coding region: 1-927 (308 amino acids)
Source: RefSeq, a predicted model, not a curated record
AUGUCCGCCACCGUCCAGACCCGAGUCGUUGAUCUCGACCAGCUGAUUCCCCGUGUGGUUAAGAAGGACGUAGAAAUUCUUCUUCCAUGGGUCUAUGACCAAGCCAACAUUGCCCGGGGGACUCACUUGUUCGACUGGCCCGACGAGGAUCAUGAAUUUCGCUUCCUGUUCGAGCAGUUUUUUGCUUACCAGAUUGCUCUUACCCCCAAAUCAUCUAGCUCCAUUGGCCCUAUAACAUCCAAAGGGGAGAUUACGCUGCCCCGGAUGAACUGGAAGGUGGCGGGGCGAGAGUCCCAUCGCUAUUUCGUUUCCUCACAGGGCUUCAUACUACGGAUUUUGAUGCAGAUGGUCCAUAGGAAGCUCAAAAGAGUCAUGAAACCCGAACAGACGCAGGGUCUCGAGAUUCGGUCCCCUAAUUUGAUAUCAUCAUCAUCCAAGUAUGUAAUAGGGCGUCAAAUGUAUGCCAGCAGGCCGGUGGGUCAGGUGACAGUUGGUCCCCGUGACAAUUCACUGCCGAUCAUCUCUUAUACCGGGUGGUUCGAGGGACAGACCUGGGAAGGGUUCGUUGGGGAAGUUCUCAGUGUCAUGCUUGGCCAGCUGGCAAAAACUUUUACCAUUCACAAGCAUAAUCAGGGGCUGCAGGAUCAGGAGGUCUUCGUGGUUGGCUUUUAUGGCCCUCAUAUUUACAUCGCCCGUGGGCAUUUCCCUACUGAUGAAAUCAGCAGGGUGCAUUCGAAAGGAUUAUCGGGCAACGAAUCCUUCGAACUGGAAUUUACGAGAGGGUAUAAUCCUUGCCAGAAGGAUGAUUGGCUAGAGGCUAUGCGGGCGCUGACAAGACUGUUUCGAUACCUCCUGAGUGGAACUUCAAAGGUUAGCGCCAUGCAAUGUUUCUUGUUAAAAUCUACCUCCACGGCGGAGGAUUCAUGAUGCACGUUGCAACCUAUCAUGGGCUGUGAAUACCCC